Molecule: messenger RNA, 562 nt
Organism: Colletotrichum acutatum
Lineage: Eukaryota; Fungi; Ascomycota; Sordariomycetes; Glomerellales; Glomerellaceae
Exons: 1
Coding region: 53-466 (137 amino acids)
Source: RefSeq, a predicted model, not a curated record
GACUCAAAUACCUCCAACAGCCUGAGCAAAAAAGAAAGGGUAAACUGACGAGAUGGAUACUACUAGCAGCACACUCACCCCAACCACCACCACAACCACAACCUCCACCCUCGCCGAGCUUGUUUUCCUUUACGACCGCCUACCCGCAACCGAGCACCCCAAGGACAUCCACGUCCUCAAGGAGUGGUACUUUACGCGCUGCCGCACCCUCAAGGACGCCAAAGCCCUGCUGGGCGUCUACAACACCCUCAUCCUCGACCCAGACGUCACGCCCGAUGAACUCUACAAGUGGAAAGCGAACAAGUGUCUCGGCUACCGCAUCGCGCACCUCAUGGUCGAGAACGCCUAUGUCGAGGACGAGAUUUCAAAGGAGCGAAGGAAGUGGGUGAAGCAGCAUAAGCACGUCUGGUGCGGCGAGAUCCAGAAUUACGAUGUGCCUGUGUUCGAAGUUCACCGAGGACGAUAAGGCGUUUUUGAAGGUGAGGUGGCCGCAGGUUUGGGCAAGGUAUAGUGUUUCGCAGAUUGAGUGGGCGAUGGAGGUUGAGCUGGAGCAGGCGAGGCG